AUGAACUCAAGACAAUCGCAAUAAGUCUUGAGAAAUCUUAUCUCAACUCAGAGAAACUUCUCAAGACUCGUAAACUACGAGACUACUUAGCCACCAGCAGUUGGAUCUGUUCCAAUCAAUCAAUUGGACACUAGAAAUGCCAACAGUAAAUACUACAAUCCAUAUACCUUUGAUCCUCAAAGACUAGACUACCAAGAGGAUGUUAGAUUGGCUGUAAGAGAUGAGUUACCAACAGAGAUUGAUGCCAGCGAUGUUGCUGAAAACUUGUACGCUUACCUCUUUAUGACAGAAUCAACAUGGCCCGCAUUGUUCUUUGGAGCCUGGGCUGCUUUCGAGCCAGAUCCAAUUAUCCACUAUCCAUGGGAGAAAGGUCCACUCUCACCCAUGUUUAGAGGUGAGCAUGCUCUUAGAAGAUAUCCAACUGGUGAGGAAAGAUGUAUUGCUUGCAAACUUUGUGAGGCUACUUGCCCUGCAUUUGCCAUUGUUAUUGAGGCUGAACCAAGACCCGAUGGCUCUAGAAGAACCACAAAGUAUGACCUUGAUUUAACUAAGUGUAUUUUCUGUGGUUUUUGCCAAGAAGCUUGCCCAGUUGAUGCCAUUGUAGAGGGUCCUAACUUUGAAUACGCCACUUUCUACCAUGAAGAACUUAUGUAUGAUAAGAAGAAGCUUAUCGAAAAUGGAGAUAAAUGGGAACCCCAACUCGCAAGAAUCCAAGAGGCCAAGACUAAGACUCGUUGA
Stylonychia lemnae is the source of this 738-nucleotide messenger RNA. The record is from the annotation of a GenBank genome assembly. Lineage: Eukaryota; Ciliophora; Spirotrichea; Sporadotrichida; Oxytrichidae.